UCGAGGAUAAUCGUGAAGGAUUUGCCCAAGCAUGUGACAGAGGCUGAACUUCGAGAUCACUUUUCACCGAAAGGAGAAAUUACAGACGCGAAAUUGAUACGCCUCAAGGAAGGUAAAAGUAGACAAUUUGCUUUUAUUGGAUUCCGUAGUGACCAUGAGGCUCAAGAUGCUGUCAAGUCUUUGAACAAGUCUUAUCUCGGCGCUUCUCGGAUAGUUGUUGAGAUUGCUCAUAAAGUCGGAGCCGAGAACGUUCCCCGUCCGUGGAGUCGUCAUUCACUCAAGAAAGAAGGGAAAGUUGAUGGAGAAUCUUCUAAUGGAAUCUCAACCAAAGGAGACAAAAAGACUAAGAAGAAACCAGAGGCUGAUGAUGAUCCUGAGCUCCAAGAGUUUUUUGACGUUAUGCAGAGGGGCAAGUCGAAAAUCUGGUCCAAUGACGUGUCGAUUGCUCCUACCGCUGAAGUAACCACCGAAGGGAAGGUUCCGGUGAAGAAAGCAGAUAAGACGACGAUGGAUUCCGAUGGUGAUGAGCCUGACAAAGCUCAAGGAGAAGAAGAGCUUAAGGAGCAUUUUAGCAAAUUCGGUGAGACAUCAGAGGUCCAUCUUGUUCUUGACAAGGAGACAAAAAGGUCCAAAGGAUUUGCCUACAUCCUUUACCCGAUUCCGGAGUGUGCAGCAAGGGCAAUGGAGGAAUUAGAUCACUCAAUUUUCCAGGGACGGUUGUUGCAUAUUAUGCCAGCCAAGCACCGUGAAACGUCGACUAUACAAGUGAAUGACACUUCUCAUCUGCCAAAAACAUUCAAGCAAAAGAGGGAGGAACAAAGAAAGGCGUCUGAAGCCGGUGGAAAUACAAAGUCUUGGAAUAGUUUAUUCAUGCGACCUGAUACUAUCCUAGAAAACAUAGUCAGGGUGUAUGGCGUAAGCAAGAGUGAGUUUCUUGACCGUGAAGCUGAAGAUCCUGCUGUACGCCUUGCUUUGGGAGAAACAAAAGUGAUUGCGGAGACCAAAGAAGCCCUGGCUAAAGCUGGAGUGAAUGUCACUUCUUUGGAAGAAUUCGCUACAGGGAAAGGUGAUGAGAAGAACCGAAGCAAGCAUAUCAUCUUAGUUAAGAAUUUGCCAUUUGCUUCCACUGAAAAGGAACUGGCACAAAUGUUUGGAAAAUUUGGACGUCUAGACAAAAUUAUUCUCCCUCCGACGAAGACUUUGGCCUUGGUUGUUUUCCUUGAACCGGCUGAGGCACGUACUGCUAUGAAGGGAAUGAAAUACAAGCAAUACAAAGAUGGUCCCCUGUAUCUGGAGUGGGCUCCGGGAGAAAUUCUUGAGGCAAAAACACUUCCCGAUAGCAAUGUUGAGGAAAAUGAUGUGAGAAGAGUCGACAUAGAGCAGCAGGUUAAAAUCGAUCAUGACGUAACUGAGUCAAAUGUCCUUCAUGUUACGAAUCUGAGCUUCAAUACAACUGAUGAGGGUUUGAAGAAGCAUUUGACUAGACUGGUGAAGCAGGGAAAGAUUCUGAGUGUCAAGAUAAUAAAGCAUCUAAAGAAUGGGAAGAAUGUUUCAAGCGGUUACGGUUUUGUAGAAUUCGACUCUGUAGAGACAGCUACCAAUGUCUGCAGAGAUCUAGAGGGAACUUCUCUGGAUGGGCAUGCUUUGAAGUUAAGGUUUUGUGAACAAAAGCGGAGUGACACUGGUGGGAAAGGUUCAGACAAGGAAAAAGCUUCAACAAAGUUGCAUGUGAAGAAUGUAGCUUUUGAAGCAACCAAGAAAGAACUAACACAGCUUUUCAGUCCAUUUGGACAGAUCAAGAGUCUCAGGCUUCCAAAGAGGAAUAUCGGACAGUUUGCAGGUUUUGCUUUUGUUGAAUUCAUGACGAAGCAAGAAGCUUCAAACGCUAAGAAAGCAUUGUCAAGCACCCAUUUCUACGGACGCCAUUUGGUGCUCGAGUGGGCCAACGAUGACAAAAGCAUGGAAGAGACGAGACGUCGUUCUGCUGCUAAGUAUAUGGAACAAGAAAACGAUAAUAAUGCAAAGAGAAGGAGACUAGCUGAAUAG
This is a messenger RNA of Thlaspi arvense, 2046 nucleotides long. The record is from the annotation of a GenBank genome assembly. Lineage: Eukaryota; Viridiplantae; Streptophyta; Magnoliopsida; Brassicales; Brassicaceae.